AUGGCCCCUAAGAAGCAGUCGCAGAAGCGGGAAUCCACGGGCAAGGCUGGAUCGGCCCCUCCUCCGAUGAAGAGGCCAAGGUCAAGGGCUGGAUCGGCGCCGUCUACCCCAGGGGGAAGAGAUGAUGACUUCGACAAUGCGCAGCCGGCUGCAUCGGCCAAUAAUUGCGUGGGCCCCGUGCUGGACAUCAUCACCGAGGCUUUGAACACCAUCAAGACGUCGCCAAUCUUGGCCGACCUCGAGAAAACAAUGCCGCUGACCAUCGCCGACGGCGGCCGCCAGGCGCCGUUCACCAAGCAGGACUGCCUUGAUGCCCUCAGCCGCGGAAGCAACUACACUUGCGGGAGCAACCUGUUUUGGCAGAACUUCUUCUGGAGCGCCACUUACAAAACCCCUGUGAACAUGGGGCAGGUCAAAGAGAUCCGCAGAUUCCACAUGUCCCCGAUGAGCCCGCCAGAGGUCUUCCCCAUGACCACCGUCUUCGCGGCGGAAAACCCGGCCAUGGACGUCACCAUGCACCUUGGCAGUUUGCAGCGCCUCUCGCCAAUCGAGCCGCAAUUGGCUCUGCUCAUGAGCAUGGCCGACGCGGUGAAGAAGGAGGCGGAGGACAGCGUCCUGUUAAAGUGGAGGCAGGUCGCGCUGUCGGCGCCAGUGACGUUCGAGGUGCAGGCGAAAGGCGACACUCGGUAUUGGCGCGCCCAUGAUAUUCGGCAGGAGUGGAUCGAGACAGGGGAUACAGCCCAACUCAGCGUGAGGCAAUGGGUGUACGACAUCGUCGGUUUUAAGGAGGCGAAGGAGAAAGAUAUUGGUAAGACGCUGGGUAGCAAGGAGCUCAGCCAGCUCUACGAGAAGCACAUGAAGUACGCGAAGUCUACAGUCCACGUGAAACCGACAUUCGUGGAUAACGCGAUCACCGUCCACAAGCGGCUGUUGCCCCUGGAAGACUCCAACAAGUGCCUUGUCUGGGCGGACGAGAACUUGAUGACCGAUUCCCCGUGGACGAGCCUCUACGCGACGCAGGCUGUGGUCGAGCGCGCGUCGACUCCCAACAAGAUCGAUUGGGCGAUGAUGGGCCUCACGGACCAUUACCGCAUGGCGCCCAAAGCGUCGGGGAGGAGUCAGAACCACCAGGAGUUCAUUGACUUAGGCAAGUUCGGUGUCAACAAGCUCAGGGACUACAGGGAGAGCUACGUCGAGGUCUUGAACUUGAAGCUCGACGUGAAGAACGAGAUGCUGUUCAAAUGGCUUCCGCGCGUUGGCAUCCCAAGCGAUCACGUCGCAACCAUACAGCAGAAGAUGGGUACCUUCGCCGCGGUGCGGGCGUACGUCACUGGCUACCCGGGGGAUACAGUCGAUACCACGUGGCAAGCUCUGAUGAAGCAGUCGGCUGUUUCGGCUGUCGCGCUCAUCGAGGAGUUGGUGUACACCAUCGAGUUCGACAUUUCGCGCUGCACCAAUGCCAUCCAGUCGAAGCUCGAUGUGGCGGACUUUCUCGCCUACGAGUCGGUCGCCAUGCGUACGAACGAAGUCAUCGAAAUGGCGAAGGGGGAGAACGGGACUGAUGGCGCCGAGGAGUUGAAGAAGUUCGCCCACUUGCAAGAGACGGACAAACAGAAUUGGAACAGGGGCAUUGACAAGGUCGUUCGGACUUACAUUCAGAUCGUGCCCGACCAGAAAACGCUGGCUGAGCUGGAGAACGUGCUCCGGGACUCCGCGCUCGCCACCAUCAAGGGUGACCCCACGGGGCUGGUGCUGUACCACUUCGACGCGAAGCAGUUCGGCGAGCCGCAAUACGGGCCUGAGCUGCGCAUUGCGCCCCUCAGGGAGAAGCAGUACGAGCGUCUCGCGCGUUCGAUGUUGAACGCAAGGGCGCCCCAGGGGCAGCCGAGCCAUCUCCGCAAUGGGGAGGUCGCAGUGAUUCUGGACGGCGGGCGGAGGGGCAAUGCGUCCAAGCUGUUCGCGCCGUGGAAGGAGAACACCGUCGAGAAGAAGGAGGCUAAGGGGCGCGGCCGCGGCGGCGAUGAGGUGAUGGAGGCCGACGACGACGACGAUCAGGACGGCGACGACGACAGCGACAACGAGCCGAGGGCCGGCUUCAAAGCUUCGAUCAUCCAGCUCGCGCACACGGAGGACAGCCUGAAAGCGCGCCGCAACAGGGUGCACGGAGGCACAGGGAGCCUGCACCAGAUAGAGUGGGCGCACAUGGUGGCACACGCGCGCAUUUCGAUCCCUGAGCGGCGCCGCAAGUACUUCGAGGGCAGCACGGCAGGGGAUCUGAUUACUGGCGUCGAGGUCCCAGAGCUUGGCAAAGAAUGGCACGUGCUGUGGAAGGACAAGAAACUUAUGUACGGAAGGAAAAAAAUGAUUGCCGUGGGUGGCAAAACAGAAGGCAUUGAGCCGCUCCAGGAGCGGAAGACCGACGAGACCAUGAUCCCCGUGAAUUUCCACGGCAUGCCGAUGGUCUACUACAAUGAGCUGAUCCACAUGUUCUAUGUUAAAUGCGUGCUGGAUCUGACCCCGACCGAUGCGAAAUUCGCGUGGGCUUGUCUCCAGGAGAGGAUCGCAUACGUCGGGGUGGCAUUCACGAAGGAGCACAUGGAGAAGAUCUACUCCUACCUGACGGACCUCGUGAAGCAGGCGAUGGCGGAUGCCGGGUCCAAGCUGUUCAACAAGGACUACGCGAAAUCUCUCGGCAUGGAGCUCACUGCCGAGAGCGAGCUGCGGUGGGAGCUCCCUGUCGCGCAUUUCGCCGACGGCAGCGAGCUGCGGUAA
This is a messenger RNA of Prorocentrum cordatum, 2772 nucleotides long. The record is from the annotation of a GenBank genome assembly. NCBI's taxonomy places the organism in Eukaryota, Dinophyceae, Prorocentrales, Prorocentraceae.